This is a messenger RNA of Colletotrichum chrysophilum, 1479 nucleotides long. RefSeq lists its product as uncharacterized. Bases 1 to 1479 code for a protein of 492 amino acids. The record is from RefSeq and is a predicted model, not a curated record. Lineage: Eukaryota; Fungi; Ascomycota; Sordariomycetes; Glomerellales; Glomerellaceae. The transcript has 3 exons.
AUGUGGAAAAAGAACAAGACCAAGACCCCACAAUACGCCUACCCCGGGCCCAGCACCGGCUCAGGUCCCAUCUCCGCCGGCCCCGCUCCUCCCGCCUACACCUCUGACCCCCCAUCCUCCCUCACCGACACCCUGGAAAACCUGUCCAUCUCCCAGUCUCCCACCGCAGUUCCAACAGAGGCGCACUGCCUCGCACACCUCCGCCUCCUCUGCGCCUUCAACCGCCUCAAGACGGAGACAGGCUACCGCAACGGCCUCUGGAACAUCUUCGACUCCCGUGCGGGACCCCAGGCCUCAGCCACCAACGGGAAAAGCGCCGCGAUCCCGGACCCCGCUGAACCCAAUAUAGAUAUCCUCGUCAAGCUCCGCGAGAAGCGAUGGGCCGUCUACGUCGCGCGCGCAGUCUCGCGCUACGAAGCGUGGUGGUCUUCCUUCGUCCCGGACAUGCUCCUCGAGAAAGACAUGCUCGACCCAGACGAGGGACGGAGGGAUCGGUAUGAGGGAUUCGUGACACGCGAAGGCAUGGUGUGGAACGCGGACAUGCUGCCGCCACUGGACGUCCUCCUCGUCUGGCACGCACACAUGCUCAACCCCAGAAUCUACCUCGAAGACUGCCUCCGCUACGGUCACGCCGCGCUCUGGGCGGCGGGCAUGCCCUGGGCGAUUGUCAAUGCCGCCAUCCGCGGGCCGGCGUUCGAGUACGUCGUCUCGGAGACGUGCGUCGCCCACUGGACGUCGCGGACGAACCUCGCCUGGAGGAACGAAGACGACCCAGACACGAAAGAGAUCAAGUGUCCAAGCUGCGCUGCGACGGUCUCAGUCCCGUGGACGACGUGCGGGCAGGAGGAGGGUUAUCAGGGGAGUCACCGCCCCGGCCUCUCAGGCUCCGGCCUCGCAGACGGCCACCUCUCGCAAACCUGCCCCUGUACCUUCACCAUAACUCACCAAGCCCUGCGAACCGCCAAAUUCCUCGCAGACAUCCAAGCGUCGAUAAAGCAAGGCCACGCGAUGCCAGGCACGAUUCUCGACCUGCAGAGCGGAAUGCCGAAGCUCCUUUCAUCCGCCUCCUCGAGCAGCACGUCUUCCCCGAUCCCAGACCAGCUGUUCCCAUCGCACCUCGCCCGUCGCGGUCUUCUCUCCCCUGUGCUCUCCCUUCUGAUCCCCGGCUCCCCGACGCCCGCGUCCAUGACUGCCGUCCGCGACGUGAUGGAGGAGACCUUCACGGGUAAGUUCGCGGACCCGAAGAAUCUGCGGGAGGUCAUGUCGCGGCACGGGCACAAGAAGGUCACGGAGUUCAGGCUGAGCCUGGAAGGUCGACGGCAGACACGGAAGAUGAUGUCGCGAUACUGGGAGAACGCCAGUCUGUUGGGAAUUGAUCUCGUGGGCUCCGUGAUGAGGCAGGGCGUGUUUACUGAAAAGAUGUGCAAGGUCAGCUCCUCCCCUCGUGACCUUUCUAUGCCAAACCUUUGGGCCGAGUAA